Messenger RNA from Dichotomopilus funicola, 1185 nucleotides. RefSeq lists its product as uncharacterized. Bases 1 to 1185 code for a protein of 394 amino acids. NCBI's taxonomy places the organism in Eukaryota, Fungi, Ascomycota, Sordariomycetes, Sordariales, Chaetomiaceae. The transcript has 2 exons. The record is from RefSeq and is a predicted model, not a curated record.
AUGCCUGGGACCUUCUUUACAUCAUGGGAUUUAUGGCAGGAGAUGACCUUUGUCCUGGCCAUGGGGAUUGUGUCAGUGUUUUGCGCAGGGCUGUUCAAGUUAUGGUGGAAUAACCGUCUGAUGAAGAAAAAGGAGAUAUUGGACGAGGAAAAGCGGGCGCGGGUCGAGGAGAUGCGCAAGACCGGGCUUCCCAUGAAGCGAGCGAAUACGGUCCCGUUCGGUAUUCGGGCUCUCCAGAGCGGUGUCGAGGUCGACGGCAUCUGGACCGCGGUGCCGACCGAGCUAGGGGAAAAAUUGGCGUCCUCCGCUACCUUGACCGGAGGCCACGACUCGGAUUCGAGGGGGAAGGGGGUCGACUACUCCGAGGAUGACCGAUCCGUCCGCGUCAAGACAAAAGGUCCGGGCUCCAGGCUGAACCCGUCGAACGCUUCCGGCUUCCUCAAACCCGCCGACACCGAGUCCAUCGCAAGCAACAACUCCGCCUUGCCCGGCCCUCAAGCGGCAUCCUCCCAGUCCGCCCACGGGGGCAGAUCAAAACGACAACCUUCCCGCACCACGGGCAACCUCAACGAGGACACCCUACGGCGGCUCGAAGGCCAAUCACCAUCGCCAAUGAACCGCCACUAUGACGGCUACAUCCCAGCCGCGACCACAACCACCGCCGCAUCCACACCCCCCGCCUCAACCUCCGCUCCAACCUCCUUCCGAUUCCACUACCCACACCGCGCCAGCGGUCGCAAUUCGGCCGCCUCGUCCACCGCCGACUCGAUCGAUUCGCACCAGCGCAGCUACACCUCGUCAAACAGCGCGGCCAAGCCCCACUACCACAUGGCUGGGGCGCGGAGCGCCAGCGGCGGCCGGGAUCCUUUCGGGACACCGGCGCGCACACCUAGCGGCUUUUCGAUGCUUUCGUCGGUGGGCGGUGGUGGUGGUGGGGAAGUGUUGUAUAGCCUGCAUCAUCAGCUGCAGCAGGGUCAUGGCUCAGCCGCGGAUCCACCUCGUCAGGAGAUGGCAACGCCCGAACCGACGUUUGGGCCUGGUGAGUUGCACUACGGCGCGGCUGGGAGGAAUGGCAGUUCGCGGAGGGUGGUCGCGAGUGAGAGUGGGUAUGACUUGGUGCUGCCUCCGGGCGUUAUUGGGGGGAGUCGGAGCCGGGGGUCCGGUGGGUCGUCGACUUCGAGAUGA